This is a messenger RNA of Sycon ciliatum, 594 nucleotides long. RefSeq lists its product as uncharacterized. The record is from RefSeq and is a predicted model, not a curated record. Bases 1 to 594 code for a protein of 197 amino acids. The transcript has a single exon. NCBI's taxonomy places the organism in Eukaryota, Metazoa, Porifera, Calcarea, Leucosolenida, Sycettidae.
AUGAAGUUAGGCCGUGGUUGCUACCGGACCAAAGUGGACAUUCGAAACGCUUUCCGAUUAUGCCCUGUUGCCCCCUCUGACUGGCACUUGUUGGGUAUCUCUUGGGAUGGUCGUUACUAUUUCGAAAAAGUCCUCCCGUUCGGCCUUCGGUCAGCUCCGUACAUAUUUGACAAGUUUGCAUCUGCCCUUCAUUGGGUUCUGGAGGACACAUGCCGCCUUCCCCAUCUCAUUCAUUAUCUGGAUGACUUCCUGAAUGUAUCGCCUCCCAGUCCUCCUCUUGCCCAGCACCAGAAGUCACUACUGCUCGACCUGUUUGCAUAUUUACAGGUCCCAGUUGCACCUGAGAAGGUUGAUGGCCCCUCUACCGUUCUCACCUUCCUGGGCUUAGAGCCGGACACAAUGGCUCUGGAGAUGCGCCUUCCACCCUCAAAGCUGACUAAGCUAUCUACCACUGUGUCGGCCCUCGUCCAAUCCGGCCGGGUUCAGAAACGCGACCUCGCCUCCGUAUUGGGCAAACUCUCGUUCGCGUCCAGAGCUGUACCCGCUGGUCGCACAUUCCUGAGACGCCUGUACGACCUGGACAGAGCAACUUGA